AUGUCUCUCCCUCCCUACACCCCAGCGCCUCCCUCGAAGGAAGACCUUGACUAUGUCAAGCUUGUAAAUCUCGAUCUUGCAAAAUUCGACGACCCAGUUGGCCGACAAGAACUUGCGAAAGAGCUCUAUGAGGCUGCAACAGGAUAUGGCUUCCUGACUCUUACGAACCAUGGCAUAUCCGAUGAAGUCUAUGCUCGACAGAUGCAGAUUGCGAACGCAAUGAUGACUCUGCCGCCUGACGAGAAGGCACCGUAUGAAGUCACCCCCGAAGAAGACGCUCGUGGCCUGUACGUUGGUUACAAGCCAGCUGGUCCACUCGGACACAAAGGCGGCUUCCCCAAGCAGCUGGAUCACUACAACAUCCUCGUCCAUGAUCCGAAGAACCGCCCCCACCCAGAGAUUAUGAGACCCUACCUCAAAGAGACCCAGGAGGUGAUGCAGUUUAUCCGCACGAAUAUCCUCAAGAAGCUGUUGACAUUGGUGAGCAUGAUCUUGGAGGUUCCCGAUGAAGCAGUGCAGGCGACCCAUGCAUCCGGUGGCUCCAAGACAGAAUACAUCAGAUACAUGAUGUGCGAGCCUCGUCCCCAGGAAGAGAGUGAGAAGUACCGUGACAUCUUCCUCUCCGGACACACCGACUGGGGCUCUUGGACGUUCUUGUUCUCGCAGCCCAUCGCCGCACUCCAAGUUCUGGACCACAACGACGGCAAGUAUCGCUGGGUCGAGCACCAGCCCAAGGGUCUUGUUAUCAAUUUCGGAGAGGCUAUGGAGCGCUUGACCGGGGGCUUAUUCAAGGCGACCAUUCAUCGUGUGGUACAGCCACCCGUGGACCAGCGACACCUGCGUCGUAUUGGAGUCAUCUACUUUGCCCGCCCUGCCGAUGAUCGCGAGUUGAAGCCUUUGGAGAACUCCCCAUUGCUACAACGCCUUGGGCGCGACAAGCCCAUGGAUGAUCGAGUGUUUUGCAUGGCUGACUACCUUGAUGCACGGAAGCACGGUUGGAAACGGUAUGAGUACGAUAUCGACCGGCCUAUGGACACUGGAAAGCACGCGGACUUCUUCGCUGGGGAGUAUCCAGACCCGGAAGGCCAUAAGAGCUUGGGAAAGUUUGACAACGUUGCUAGAGAGGUGUACGUGCCCGUGCUAAAGGCGCAGUGA
Messenger RNA from Colletotrichum siamense, 1155 nucleotides. RefSeq names its product UPF0676 protein. Lineage: Eukaryota; Fungi; Ascomycota; Sordariomycetes; Glomerellales; Glomerellaceae. The transcript is spliced from 4 exons. Gene Ontology annotation, molecular function: dioxygenase activity. Bases 1 to 1155 code for a protein of 384 amino acids. The record is from RefSeq and is a predicted model, not a curated record.